Messenger RNA from Paraglomus brasilianum, 639 nucleotides. The record is from the annotation of a GenBank genome assembly. NCBI's taxonomy places the organism in Eukaryota, Fungi, Glomeromycota, Glomeromycetes, Paraglomerales, Paraglomeraceae.
AUGACGAAUACACAAUCUAAAAUCGAUUUAUUAGAGGAACAGAUUUCUAAGCUUAUAACUGAGAAUGACAAACUUAGGAAGGAGAAUGCUGAGAUUCACGAACUUAAAAGGGAGAGGGCUGAGUUCUUAGCUAAGGAAGUAGGGCUUAUGGCUAGAAUCGUGGAAUUAGAACAAUCCGCCAAAGAAAAUGCAAAGAACACGAAAUUAAGAGACGCUGAACUCAAUGCCAAAAUAGAAGCAGUAGACAUACGAUGCGAUGAUACUCCUACAUCUGAUAUAACUAAUAACGUUUCAAAUUCUGAUGUAUCUUUUAAAGAUAAAGAAAUCGAAUUUUUGGAACGGCUACAUAAAGAACAAAUUAGAAACAAAAAAAGAGAGAAAUCGGAAAAAAAAAAACUUCAACGAGAAACAGCUAUCCAAGAAUUAUCAGACGAUAAAGAAACAGCUUUCUCUAUAGAGGAUGAUGAUCAAGAUUCAAAAUUGUCAUGUGAUAUAAAAACGGUUCUCUCGGAGAACGAUCAAGUUUCAAAUUUAUUAUGUGAAACAAAAACCAUUAGUUCGAAAAAUGAUCAAACUGAAAUAUCUGAAUUGGAGCAAUAUGAUGAGACUGAUAAAAUCAAAUUGCAGAGCAGGGUUUAA